GCGGGGCCGCGGCGCUAAGAAAAGUCGGCGGGACCCGAGCGGCCCCGGCACAGCCUCACCAUGAGCUGCCGCAACACGACUGAGCUCCACAUCCUCGGCAGCUCGGACCAGCUGGUCCUGCAGCCGCUCUGGGACCAGCUGCGCGCCCGGGACGCGCUCACGCAGUCGCCCCUGUUCGCGGUCAUCUUUUCCAUCAGCACGUACGUGGGCUUCUGCCUGCCCUUCGUGGUGCUGGACGUCCUGUGCCCCUGGGUGCCCGCGCUGCGGCGCUACAAGAUCCACCCGGACUUCUCGCCGACGGCGCGGCAGAUGCUGCCCUGCCUGGGGCAGACGCUCUACCAGCACGCCGUGUUCGUGCUCCCCUUGACGCUGCUGUCCUGGGCCUGCGGCCCGGCCCCCUGGCCCCGCGAAGCCCCCGAGCUGCUGCAGCUGGCGCGCCACGUCCUGGGCUGCCUGCUCCUCUUCGACGCGGAGUUCUUCGCGUGGCACGUGCUCCAUCACAAGGUGCCCUGGCUCUACCGCACCUUCCACAAGAUGCACCACCGCAACUCGGCCUCGUUCGCCCUGGCCACGCAGUACAUGAGCGCCUGGGAGCUGUUCUCCUUGGGCUUCUUCGACGCGGUGAAUGUCACGCUGCUGCAGUGCCAUCCGCUCACCGUCCUGGUGUUCCACGUGCUCAACAUCUGGCUGUCGGUGGAGGACCACUCCGGCUACGACUUCCCCUGGUCCACGCACAGACUGGUGCCCUUCGGGUGGUACGGCGGCGUCACGCACCACGACCUGCACCACUCGCAGUUCAACUGCAACUUUGCCCCUUACUUCACGCACUGGGACAGAAUCCUGGGCACUCUUCGGUCCAAGUGACUCGCAGCCUCCCGGCCCGGGCUGGUAUACCCCGGGGCGGGGGACGCCCCCUUUCCCACGCCCCCCCCAACCCAGGACUGCCGCAGGGCACUUCAGCUUCAGUCAGGAGAAACACACCUGAGCUGUUGUGUCUUGUUUUGUUUUUGUAAGUAAUUGAUUACCUGCUGGAGAUUUAAAAUCGGAUGUAUUUUCACAGUCUGAUGAAGUGAUUUAUGUCGUUUCCGUGUAUUGACAGUUGUAUUCUUGGAGUCAGAUUCUAGCUCACUUCAAUAGCCUUGAUUCCUGGAUAUGUUAGACACUCAUCACUGGCAUAUUUAAAUCAUCUCAAAGAGGAUUUGACUGUCAGACAAGGAAGGUCUUAUGUUUGAAAGUGUCCUAGAAAUAGGCUAAAAUAACGUGUUCUUAUGGAGAAUGUGAUCUCUGACUCUAUUAGCGACAAAACAUGUUCCUGCUGGACAGUAA
Messenger RNA from Callorhinus ursinus (northern fur seal), 1326 nucleotides. RefSeq names its product cholesterol 25-hydroxylase (gene CH25H). Gene Ontology annotation, molecular function: oxidoreductase activity; iron ion binding. The record is from RefSeq and is a predicted model, not a curated record. Lineage: Eukaryota; Metazoa; Chordata; Mammalia; Carnivora; Otariidae. Gene Ontology annotation, biological process: lipid biosynthetic process.